Messenger RNA from Symbiodinium sp. CCMP2592, 498 nucleotides. Lineage: Eukaryota; Dinophyceae; Suessiales; Symbiodiniaceae. The record is from the annotation of a GenBank genome assembly.
AUGGUGAAGGAGGUUGUUAUGGAUAAGCACCAGAAGGUAGCUGCUAAGGCCCAAAAGCCAUUGAACCACAUCAAGUACUGGUGCAUUGAUCGUGUUUACGCCAGGGCUCACUCUCCGAAGUGUGAAUGCUCGCCUCUGCGUCAUGGGCGCCUGGAUCUACGUCUUCGCAACGUCAACUCGUCCAUUGCCGAGCAAACGUUCUCUUGGUUCCGCAACUACGCCUCCUCCUUCAAUACCAAGGCCAUGAACUCGCACAUGCUCUUUGUCCUGGUCUACGUCAAGAGGCACAACCUUCUCAUGCGCCGCAAUUACAUGAAGCACUUGAACGCCUUCAGCGCGAAGGCCGAAAUCGCCAGGGCUGCUCGCGUACUGCGAAAGCCCACUUCCCACAAGUAUGUCUGUCGUCGCCCCGCCUCGUCUACGUCGUCCUCUACCAAGAAAAAUCAUUCCAGCUCCGUCAGGAAGGUCCAUCUGAAAUCCAAGGCUAUGAGGAAGUAG